AAUGGAUGGUGCCAGAAAAGUCGCUCUGACGAUUAACCCCUUCACUGCUUUCGUGACCCUGAUCCUGCCCAGCGGGCUGAUACUUCUGGCUGACCUGGUGAGCUUUGCUCUUCCUUUCGAAGGAGGAGAGCGCAACUCUUUCAAAGUCACUUUGGUCCUGAGCUUCACCAUGUUCCUCCUCAUCCUCAGCGACCACCUGCCCAACGGCGGCCACUGUAACCCCCUCCUCUACUACCACUUCAGCUUCUGUCUGGUGUGUUUGGUCAUGAGCAUGCUGGUCUCCAUAGUGCUAACACGACUGGCCGCAGACGACAGCUUCUUGGUUUGCAGAGGCUCCGCCAAAGUUCAUCCGUCAGACGGCGGCAAAGCAAAUGACAGCCUUGAUCGAGAGAAAGAUACAAGUGCGAUCACAACAAAGUCUGGCCACCCGGCUUCAGAGACGACUACACUCCAGAAAAUAGCCAACCUUUUGGAGACCAUGGAUGCAAGAGAAAAGAAGAUUGAGAGCAAAGUGGCAUUCGCUACCUCCUAG
This is a messenger RNA of Puntigrus tetrazona (Sumatra barb), 532 nucleotides long. RefSeq names its product 5-hydroxytryptamine receptor 3A-like. Gene Ontology annotation, cellular component: membrane. Lineage: Eukaryota; Metazoa; Chordata; Actinopteri; Cypriniformes; Cyprinidae. The record is from RefSeq and is a predicted model, not a curated record. The transcript has 4 exons. Gene Ontology annotation, biological process: monoatomic ion transport. Bases 2 to 532 code for a protein of 176 amino acids.